AUGUCCGAUAAAACUAAUGAUAAAAAACAAGAAGAUAAUCAACCAUUAGGAGCUGUACUUGGUUGGAUUAAUCUUUCUUCAACAUUACCUAAUAAUCAAGAUAAUAUUGAUCAAACUAUAUCAGCUUCUCCUACAAGAUUUAUUGAUUAUAAUCAAUUAAUUGAAGCAAAUAGAAAUGCACAAAAUCUUCAACUUGCACAUGAAAUUGUUUUUAAUAAAGAUUUUCAACUUAAAUUACCUGAAUAUGAAAAAGGAAGUAUUGGUGAAAAAGUUCAUGAUACAAUGCAUACAGCAUUUUGGGAUAUUCUAAAAGAAGAUUUAUCUGCUGAUCCACCUCGUUAUGAACAUAUUGUUAAAUUAAUUGGUGAAGCUAAAGACGAUCUUAAAAAUUUAGUAUUACCACAUCAAAUAACACUUAAAAAUCAAAUUGAUGAAUCAAUUGAUCUUGAUACAUUAAAACGUCGAUUUGAAACUAAAUCAGCUGAUCCACAUGAAUAUACAAAAUAUUUUAUUGAUACAAUGGCAAAUCUUUGUGCUCAAUGUCGUGAUGAAAAUAUUGAAAAAUUACGAACUAUUCAAGAUCCAACAGAAUGUUUUAGAAAUAUAAUGGAAGUAUUAAGUUUAAUGAAAAUUGAUAUGGCUAAUUUUAAUAUUCGACAAUAUCGACCUUUAUUACAACAACAAGCAAUUGAUUAUGAAAAAACAACAUUUAAGAAACUUAUGGAAAGUCAACGAGAAAUGGGUAUUGAUCCAUUAGCAUCAACAUAUAAAUGGCUUGAACGUGCUUAUAAUCGAUUAAAAACAAAUAAUACAAUUGGUUGGUAUCAAAUAACAACAAAUACAAAUCAAUCUGAAAGUUCAAUUAUUAUUCUUAAUGAAGCAUAUUGUGAACUUUUAUUAUGGAAUCCAAAAAAUUCAUUUCCUGAAACAUUAGAAUUAGAUGAAAUACGUUAUAAUCAAGUACAUAUAUCAACAAUGCGUUUAUUAAUUAUAUCAACAAUAAUGAUUGUAUUAUCACAUAUAACAGGUUCAAUUUUACGUGAUUAUCAAUCAAUUAAAAAUCUUCUUAAAUCACAAAUUAUUAUUUUAUUAGAUGAUUUUCCAGAAAAAAAAAAAUUAAAAGAUGUAUUAAUAUCAAUAAGUGAACAAGUUAUUAAAACAACUCAUGAUGAAUUAAUUAAAUAUGAUAAAGCAAAUAUAAUUAUUAAUAAUGAAAUAAAUAUUAAAGAUUCAAUUAAAGCUAUUGGUGAACAUCAUGUUAUUGAACAUGCUGUUUUUAAAUUACUUUUUCAACGUUAUGUAGAUUUUGUUCAUAAUGUAAUGGAUAAUCCAUCAAUAAAUCGAUCAUUAUCAAAUGUAGCAAUACCAAAUGGAUUGAAUAUUGUUAUGGAUGAAGUUAUAUCAACAGUUAGUUUUUUUCUUCGUUUAAUAACUUACAAUAAAAUGGUUUUUAAUGAACAUUAUGAUAGAAUUAUAUCUGAAUUAAAAUCAUCAUCAGAUGAAUAA
This is a messenger RNA of Rotaria sp. Silwood1, 1506 nucleotides long. The record is from the annotation of a GenBank genome assembly. Lineage: Eukaryota; Metazoa; Rotifera; Eurotatoria; Philodinida; Philodinidae.